Molecule: messenger RNA, 3709 nt
Organism: Vombatus ursinus (common wombat)
Lineage: Eukaryota; Metazoa; Chordata; Mammalia; Diprotodontia; Vombatidae
Gene: SHTN1
Product: shootin 1
Exons: 17
Coding region: 170-2065 (631 amino acids)
Source: RefSeq, a predicted model, not a curated record
AGGAGGAGGAGAAGGAGGAGCAGGAGCAGGAGCGGGAGGAAGCCCAACUUCCGGGUAGUAGGGCGGCAAAGCACCGGCAUCAUUCUUUUUCUACCCCCCUGGGCAGCCCCCUCCCCUCGUUUUUCCCCUUUCUCGCCCCUCUGCCUUCUCCCCGCUCCCUGCUGCCGACAUGAACAGCUCGGACGAGGAGAAGCAGCUGCAGCUCAUCACCAGCCUGAAGGAGCAAGCAAUUGGUGAAUAUGAAGAUCUUAAAGCUGAAAACAAGAAAACAAAAGAGAAGUGUGACAAAAUUAAACAGGAACGGGAUGAAGCAGUUAAGAAACUGGAGGAGUUUCAGAAAAUUUCUCACAUGGUUAUAGAGGAAGUAAAUUUUAUGCAGAACCAUCUGGAAAUAGAGAAGACUUGUCGAGAAAGUGCUGAAGCCCUUGCAACAAAGUUAAAUAAAGAAAAUAAGACUUUGAAAAGAAUCAGCAUGCUCUAUAUGGCUAAACUGGGGCCUGAUGUUAUAACUGAAGAGAUAAAUAUUGAUGAUGAAGACUCAGCUACAGAAACGGAGGGAACCUCUGGAACUUGUGACUCUGUACAAUGUCAACAGCAAAUAAAAGAACUUCGAGAUCAAAUCAUAUCUGUUCAGGAAGAAAAGAAGACAUUGGCUAUUGAACUAGAAAAUCUGAGGUCCAAGCUUGUUGAAGUCAUUGAGGAAGUAAAUAAAGUUAAACAAGAAAAAGCUGUUUUGAAUUCAGAAGUUCUUGAACAAAGAAAAGUGCUGGAAAAAUGCAACAGAGUGUCCAUACUAGCAGUGGAAGAGUAUGAAGAAAUGCAGGUGAACCUUGAAUUGGAAAAGGAUCUUCGAAAGAAAGCUGAGACAUUUGCACAGGAGAUGUUCAUUGAACAAAACAAGCUUAAGAGACAAAGCCACCUUCUGCUGCAGAGCUCGGCCCCUGACCAGCAGCUUUUGAAAGCUUUAGAGGAAAAUGCAAAACUCACCCAGAUCUUAGAAGAAGAGAGAAUUCAACAUCAACAAAAGGUUAAAGAACUGGAAGAGCAACUAGAUAAUGAAACACUCCAUAAGGAGAUCCAUAAUCUCAAACAGCAACUGGAGCUUCUGGAAGAAGAUAAGAAGGAAUUAGAGCUGAAGUAUCAGAAUUCCGAGGAGAAGGCUAAAAAUCUAAAGCACUCAGUUGAUGAACUACAGAAACGAGUACACCAGUCAGAAAAUUCAGCGCCACCCCCACCACCUCCUCCUCCACCUCUUCCCCCUCCACCUCCUAAUCCAAUCCGGUCUCUCAUGUCCAUGAUACGAAAGAGAUCCCACCCGAGCAGCAGUGGAGCCAAGAAAGAAAAAGCAGUUCAGCCAGAAACUGCAGAAGAAGUCACAGACCUCAAGAGACAAGCAGUUGAAGAAAUGAUGGAUAGGAUUAAGAAGGGAGUUCAUCUUAGACCAGUUAAUCAGGCAACCAGACCAAAGGCCAAGCCAGAAUCUUCAAAAGGCUCUGAAAGUGCAGUGAAUGAACUAAAAGGAAUACUGGAGACACUUAACACAUCUGCUAGUUCAAGAAACUUAAAAUCUCUUGAUACUGAAAACAGUGAAACUGAGUUAGAAAGAAUUUUACGGCGCAGAAAGGUGACAGCAGAGCCAGAUAGCAGUAGUCCAACGGGGAUAUUAGCCACUUCAGAGUCCAAAUCCAUGCCAGUGUUGGGUUCUGUAUCCAGUGUAACAAAAACUGCAUUGAACAAGAAAACUCUGGAGGCAGAAUUCAACAGCCCGGCCCCCAAAACACCUGAGCCAGGUGGAGGGCCUCAUAAACUGGAAGGAAGCACAAGUCCCAAGGUUACACUUCAACCACCCAGUAACAUUGGAGGUACAAGAAGAGAUAUGGGCAAUGAAAAACAGGCGGGUCCAGUUGUAUUUUUAGAUCCCAUUUCCACAAGCAAACCCCAAACCAAAGACCAGGUGACUGAAAAUGAGUCAAGUCAACCCAAGGAGGAUGAAGAUGGCAACAAACAAGAAUGUAAAGAAGAUAGAGUUGAGAAAAUAAAAGAGACAAACAGUUCCAGCUGCUAAUUUAUGAGCCAACAGGCUGCCAUUUUUGGAAGUCCUUUUCAAUAAGCACAUAAUGAAAUUGGGUGUCUUGUCAAGGGCUGUGAAUUCUGAACUUCUAAAUGUAUUCAAGAAUUCAGAUUCUAUUCUAAUGCCCCAUUGUAUGUAGUUUAGCUGUAUACAUUAAUAAGUUCUGUAACAACACAGAUUUCAAGUCACUUUGGGUUUUGGUCUUUCUGUGCUAUAUAGGGAUAAGAUUUUUCCUAGCUGUUUUUUUGUUCAUUGUCGUUACCUUCCAAGGGUUAAAAAAAAUCCAUUUUUAAAUGAUGUGCUAAUCACUCAUCAUCUCUACUGAGGAAAGAAAUUAUGGUACUUAUUGAAUAAUGAGAUUACCCAAAUGAAUUUAACUUUUGAUAUACCACACAUUGUAAAUAUUUUAUAUGUAUGUCCAUACUGUAGUUUAAUCAACAUUGGCAUCUAGCAAUUUUUGGCAACUUUACAGACCCCAAAGAAGUCAGUUUCUGUCAUACCUGACCAUCUUGUGAUGGAGUGACUACAGCAACAAUGAAAUGAUUUGCCUUUCAUCCAUGCAAAUUACAUUCUGAGGGUUUCUGGAACAGAAUUUACAUCUGAGAUACUGACAUCUAAUGGAUGCCCCCUUAGUCAAAGUGGACCCCAACAUAGUCAUGGUUAGUGUAUGGGAACAGAAAAUUCAAGCAGUGGAACUGUACUAAGAUUUCCCAUGGGAAUUUCAGUGGGAAUAUACUACUGCAUUUGGCAUGCUUGUUGGAGUCAGGUAAAACCCAAACCUUUAAGUUCCAUGCAGUGUGGGUAUUCUAAGCCAUAUACUGUGGUGAUAUGUGUAGUAUCAUGUACUGAUGUGAUAGAAGUACCACAUUUUAUCACAGCUCUUAUUUACAGUGAAACUGAGUGACAGGUACAUAAUCUUCCUGAUUUACUGCUAGUCUACAUUACAUAAGGGAUUUUUAAAAAGGAAUUAAGUGGUAGGUAUUCUCUAAAAAUACAAUAUUUCAGGCCGCAACAGUGAACAAAUAGAAAUGUAAUCAGGGAUUUUUUUUUAACUUGUGCAGCUUUUCAAACUUGAUUGUUUCAAAAUUGGUGUUUAUUUAAAAUAAGUGGUAAUGUAUUUGAAUGCACUGUAAGUUUUUUUUAUGAUAAUGAUUCAGUAAUGGUAAUUUAACUCUUCAAGCAAACGAAUGGUUUUGUUUUGUUAGUUUUGCUCUGCAUGCAGCUGUCAGGUGUUCUUCACCUAAGGGCAAAAGAAAAUGAUAAGUACUAAUUGCAGUAGUUGUAUUUUAUGUUUGCACGAGUGCUAAUAAGCAGGGAUUGGUUGAGCUGAAUAGGCAAUUUCCUAAUCUUGGGGAGAAUUUUCUUUCUGCGAUUUCUAAUAAUAAAUUUUAAACUUAGUUAUGUUUCCUUACAAAAAGUUGAAAAUGUGACACUUUAAAACUGUAACUCACCCCAAAAUAAUAGCACUAUUGUGUGAUAUAUAUACAUAUAUAUAUACACAUAUAUAUAUAUAUAUAUAUAGGGGCUACCAACUGUUUUAAAAAGAUACUGAAUCUGUACUUCCUUAAACUUUUUUCUGAUCUGCUGUGACAAGUUAUAUAGCAUCUCAUCACAACUUAUUAAAAAGUAUCAACAGUU